Molecule: messenger RNA, 348 nt
Organism: Colletotrichum godetiae
Lineage: Eukaryota; Fungi; Ascomycota; Sordariomycetes; Glomerellales; Glomerellaceae
Product: YkoF-like protein
Exons: 3
Coding region: 1-348 (115 amino acids)
Cellular component (GO): cytosol
Source: RefSeq, a predicted model, not a curated record
AUGUCCACCGAAGACUACUCCAACAUCCCCACCCCCGAAGCCGCCUACGCAGACUUCUGCCUCAUCCCCGUCGGCACCGGCAGCGUCUCCGUCGCCAACGAGGUCGCGCAGGUCCAGCGCCUGCUGAAAGCGAGCGGGCUCAAGUAUACCAUGCACUCGGCCGGGACCACCGUCGAGGGAAGCUGGGACGACGUCUUCCGCGUCAUCGGACAGGCGCACUCUCUCGUCCACCAGAGCGGCGUCGUGCGGAUCCAGUCUUCGAUGCGCGUCGGCUCGAGAACGGAUAAGAAGCAGUCUGCCGCCGACAAGGUGGCACGUGUGGAAGGCAUCCUGGCUCAAGACCAGUAA